Messenger RNA from Menidia menidia (Atlantic silverside), 9000 nucleotides. The record is from the annotation of a GenBank genome assembly. NCBI's taxonomy places the organism in Eukaryota, Metazoa, Chordata, Actinopteri, Atheriniformes, Atherinopsidae.
AUGGACUUCUUUGAUGACCCCAACCUCUUUGUUGGAGGUUUGGAAGGGCUGGACGAGGAUGGAUUCCCCUCAGCACCCUCGCUUGUGGAUGAGCUUAACCUCAGUGCUGAAUUUGAACCCCUCCAAGUGGGUUCACUUGGACCGGGUAAGCACCAAGACAUGAUGCCACCUGUCUCUGCUCAGCAAGCCAUACCUGGUUACAGCCAACCAGUGGGCCAUUACAUUGCCACUAAGUUACAGAGUCCUAUGGCACAGGCGUUCUCUACUUCUCGGAGUACGUGCGGUGGCAUGCUUGCAGAGCAGCAUGGCCCGUACCACAAUGCCGCCAUAAACCAAGUACCUCAGUCCAACGGGCUGUUCUGCAACAGUAGCAGUCCAAUGUGGGGCAACCAUGACCAGAAUGGAAACAUGUUCCACCCCUUACCUCAACAGCAGCAGCAUCAGCAACAGCAGCAGCUGUGUCAUCAGCAACUGCACAGCCAGCAACUUCACGUGCGGCAACUCACACAGCAGCAACAUCCCUCCUGUCACCAUCCGCAAGAGGAGCAGCAGCACAGGCUGCGACAGCAGCAGCAGCUGCAGCAGCAGCACAGCCAUCAGCAGCAGCUGUUGAACCAGCAGCAACAAAUGAACCCACCCUCUGUUUCCCUGCCGCAGCAUCGGAACUUCUCCUUUCACCAGGGGGGGCGAGCCAGCAGCCAGCAGCAGCUCCACCAUCCUCAGCAACAGGUCCAGCACCAACUAACCGUCAGAGAGACGCAGUUCCAUCCGAGGGUUCUUCCAAGUAAGUCUUACAUGGAGAGUCCCAGUGCUCCUCUGAGUGGGACCUGCCUACAAACCCAGCAGCAGCAGGGUAGCUACCAGCUGGUGAGGAGAGGUCUAGCCUUAUCAGCAGCAGGACUGGAAAACCCCAAUCUGUCAUUCCCCAUGCAUUCUUCAUCGGCUGUCCACUCCAUGCCCACAUGCUCUGGCAGCUCCUCAGGCGCUUACCAACCAGCUCAGUACCCUGCCUACCCCGGAGAGUCGGAGAUGCCCAGUCUCAGUCAGCAGUCUUUACCCUCAGCCUCUGUAUCGCGGCCCGCCACUACUGCCCCACUCACUUCUACAGUGCCUGAGCUAUCAGGGACAGCAUGCCAGUUUCAGUCGCCAGCGCUCAUGAGCCAGCUGCACGGCCGAACAGCAGAGGGGUUUCCCUUUCAAGGCCUGCGCUGCUCGGGAGAAACCCAGGGAAACUGCAAGGCCUCAGAGAUGUUUGGCGAAUCUAUGAGUUGCUAUCCCAGCAUCGACGGCCACCUGCCCUCUGAGCAGCCUCCUAGCUGUGGGGCUAUCAACACUAAUGGAUACCAAGCUUUAGGGGACGGCCUCCUGCCAUCAGAGGUCCAGGACGGGGACUUGGAGGGCCUGGAAGCUCCCGACCUCUUGCCCGACCUACUGCCCCAGCUGGAGGAUGCUUUCAGGCAUCAGGACGAUUCCAACUGCUCUUGGGUUGAUUCCGGCCGGGAGAAGAGACACGAGGGCGGGAAGUCGGCAUCUGCUGAACACGAGGAUGAGAAGCCUCGAAAGAAUGCCAAUGGUCCAGGUAGCCAGGUGCAGGUCCUCAGUCCCCCAGUGAAGAGCAGCUCGUCAUCCUCCUCUUCAUCUUCAUCUUCAUCAUCAUCCAGCUCCUCGUCAGAGAAGAGGGUGCCGCGGAGGACGCUUCACCAGAUGGAGUCGACUCUGCUGGACAAGCAGGAGAAGGCCAAUAGGAUAAUAUCAGAGGCUAUUGCCAAGGCCCGGCAGCGGGGGGAGAAGAACAUCCCCCGGGUCAUGAGCCCGGAGAGUUUCCCCAGCUCUUCAGCUCUGCACAAGACGCACCGGGAGCGCGAGCACAAGGGAAACGGCAAGGCUCGGCCCAAAGAGAAGGCCAGCAGAAAGGCCUGCAUCGUGCCCUCCUCCAAGUCCAAGCAGAAGGCCAAGAUCGGGAAAAUUGUCAUCAAGAUUGGAAAAAAGAAAAAACGAAAGCCCGAAUCGUCAGAGGAGGAGUCGGAUGAUGAUCCUCCCCCUCGACACACUUCUAAGGAUGACGACUCUAAGAGGCGGUCUAACCGUCAAGUGAAGAGAAAGAAAUACGCCGAAGAGCUUGAGGCCAGGCUCUCAGACGAGGAUGUAAAGGUUAUCGUCAAAGCCAAGAAAACCAAUUCUGGAGCACCCAAAGAACCUGCCGUUCAGCUGUUUGUUGAGAAUCCCAGCGAAGAGGAUGCUGCUGUUGUUGACAAAAUCAUGUCUUCUCGCAUAGUAAAGAACGAGGUCUCUCCAGGGGUGAUGGUGGAAGUGGAGCAGUUUUUUGUAAAAUACAAAAACUACUCUUACCUACACUGUGAGUGGGCCACAGAGCAGCAUCUGGAGAAGGACAAGAGGAUUCAGCAGAAGAUCAAACGCUUUAAGAUGAAACAAGCACAGAGGGCGCUCUUCUUCGCUGAUAUGGAGGAGGAACCUUUUAACCCUGAUUAUGUAGAGGUGGACAGAGUGCUGGAGGUAUCAUAUUGCGAGGACAAAGACACAGGAGAGGAAGUGGUGUAUUACCUGGUGAAGUGGUGCUCUCUGCCUUAUGAGGACAGCACCUGGGAGCUCAAAGACGACGUAGAUCAGAGCAAGAUUGAAGAGUUUGAGCAGCUGCAGGCAGCCAAGCCAGACUCGCGCAGAAUGGAGCGGCCGCCAGCCAACCUGUGGAAGAAGAGGGAACAGUCCAGGGAGUACAGGAAUGGCAACAUGCUCAGGGACUACCAGCUUGAAGGGGUCAAUUGGCUUCUUUUCAACUGGUACAACAGACGUAACUGCAUCCUGGCAGACGAGAUGGGCCUGGGCAAGACCAUCCAGUCCAUCACAUUCCUAGAAGAGAUUUACCGCGUGGGCAUCAAGGGGCCCUUCCUGAUCAUUGCCCCACUCUCCACCAUCGCUAACUGGGAGCGGGAGUUCCGCACCUGGACCCACCUCAACAUCAUCGUGUACCAUGGAAGCAUGGUCAGCAGGCAAAUGCUCCAGCAGUAUGAGAUGUACUUCAGGGACUCACAGGGUCGUGCAAUACGAGGUGCCUACAGGUUUCAGGCUGUUAUCACGACGUUUGAGAUGAUUCUGGGAGGCUGUCCUGAGCUCAACGCCAUCGAGUGGCGCUGUGUGAUUAUCGAUGAGGCUCAUCGUCUCAAGAACAAGAACUGCAAGCUGCUCGAGGGCUUCAAGCUCAUGAAUCUGGAGCACAAAGUCUUGCUGACCGGCACCCCUCUCCAGAACACAGUAGAAGAGCUUUUCAGCCUCCUCCACUUCCUGGAGCCGGCACGCUUCCCAUCUGAAAACACCUUCAUGCAAGAGUUUGGAGACCUCAAGACUGAGGAGCAGGUUCAGAAGCUUCAGGGCAUCCUGAAACCCAUGAUGCUACGCCGAUUGAAAGAGGAUGUGGAAAAGAAGCUGGCACCUAAAGAGGAAACUAUUAUUGAAGUUGAGCUCACCAACAUUCAGAAGAAAUAUUAUCGUGCCAUCCUUGAGAAGAACUUUUCUUUCCUGGCUAAAGGAGCCGGCCAGGCCAAUAUGCCUAACCUGGUCAACACCAUGAUGGAGCUUAGAAAGUGCUGCAACCACCCCUACCUCAUCAAAGGGGCAGAAGAAAAGAUCCUUGAGGACUUCAGGGAAGUACACAGUCCCACUGCCAUUGACUUUCACCUGCAGGCUAUGGUCCAGUCUGCCGGGAAGUUGGUCCUUAUAGACAAAUUGUUGCCUAAGAUGAAGGCAGGAGGCCACAAGGUGCUUAUCUUCUCCCAAAUGGUGCGCUGUCUGGAUAUCUUGGAAGACUACCUCAUCCAGAGACGGUACUUGUACGAGCGCAUUGAUGGACGCGUCCGCGGAAACCUGCGGCAGGCUGCCAUUGACCGCUUUAGUAAGCCGGACUCGGACCGCUUUGUUUUCCUCCUGUGCACAAGAGCUGGUGGCCUGGGAAUCAACCUCACCGCAGCAGACACCUGCAUUAUCUUUGACUCCGACUGGAACCCACAGAACGACCUGCAGGCCCAGGCUCGCUGCCAUCGGAUUGGUCAGAACAAAGCGGUGAAGGUGUACCGUCUGAUCACCAGGAACUCGUACGAGCGGGAAAUGUUUGAUCGGGCCAGCCUAAAGCUGGGCCUGGAUAAAGCAGUGUUGCAGAGCAUGAGUGGUCGUGAUAACAGCCUGGGAGGAGGAGGAGGAGGAGCUGGAGGAGGAGCAGGAGGAGGAGGAGGCGCUGGUGGCGGCGGUGGCGGCACCGGGGGAGGGGCUGUGCAGCAGCAGUUAUCUAAGAAAGAGAUUGAGGAUUUGCUGCGACGCGGUGCCUACGGGGCCAUCAUGGAUGAAGAGGACGAAGGGGCCAAAUUUUGCGAGGAGGACAUUGACCAGAUCCUCCAGCGCAGGACAAAGACCAUCACUAUUGAGUCAGAGGGACGAGGAUCCACCUUUGCUAAGGCCAGUUUUGUCGCAUCCGGAAACCGCACAGACAUCUCUCUAGAUGACCCCAAUUUCUGGGACAAGUGGGCCAAAAAGGCUGACAUUGAUGUGGAUAUGGUCAAUGGAAGAAACAGCUUGGUGAUUGACACUCCUCGUGUUAGAAAACAGACGAGACCAUUCAGUGCCACCAAGGAUGAGCUUGCAGAGCUUUCAGAGGGCGAAAGUGACAGCGACGACACCAAACCGAAGCUCAGACGAAACCACGAUCGCCAGAACAACUACGGCCGCACAGAGUGCUUCAGAGUAGAGAAGAACUUACUGGUAUACGGAUGGGGUCGUUGGAAAGAUAUUCUCAACCACGGUCGUUUCAAAAAGCAAUUGACUGAGAGGGAUGUAGAGUCCAUCUGCAGAGCCCUGCUGGCUUACUGUCUGGUCCAUUACCGUGGCGAUGACAAAAUCAAAAGCUUCAUGUGGGACCUCAUUGCCCCUUCUGAGGACGGACGCACAAAGGAGCUGCAGAACCACCUGGGCCUGUCUGCUCCAGUCCCUCGGGGCAGGAAGGGUAAGAAGAUGAAGACCCAGUCUAGCUCUUUUGACAUCCACAAGGCUGAGUGGCUUAGGAAGCACAACCCUGAGCACAUGCUCCAGGACGAUGGCUACAAGAAGCACCUUAAACACCACUGCAACAAGGUGCUGCUCAGGGUCAGAAUGCUCUACUACCUGAAACAAGAGGUGAUAGGAAGCCAGGCUCAGAACGUGCUAGACGGCGUGGACUCCAGUGAGAUAAAGAUCUGGGUGCCAGAUCCUGACCACUCCGAGCUGCCAGCCCUGUGGUGGGAUGCGAUCUGUGACAAGUGUCUGCUGCUUGGUGUCUUCAAACAUGGUUAUGAGAAGUACAACACUAUCCGUGCAGACCCCACUCUGAGCUUCUUAGAGCGUGUGGGUCGACCGGAUGAGAAGGCCAUCGCUGCCGAGCAGAGAGGCAACGAUUUUAUGGAUGGGGAUGUGGAUGAUCCAGAGUACAAGCCUGCUCCUGCUCUUAUAAAAGAUGACAUGGAGGAUGAUGCCUCUUCUCCUGGAGACUUGGUUGUCUCUGAUAAUGCUGGAGAUGCAGCUCCACGCUUCACCAAGAGCCGGCAAAUCCUGCACAUACACCAGUCCCAGUCUCAGUCCCUGCCCCAGCAGACCAUGAUACUCUCUGCUCCGCUCUGCCCACUGCCCCCCACGCUCAACGAUACACUAAAUCCGAAAAUGGCAGCAAAGAUUGAACGGCAACAAAGAUGGACCAGACGAGAGGAAGCCGAUUUCUACCGGGUCGUGUCCACUUUCGGUGUUGUUUUCGACCCAAACCUGGGGCGGUUUGACUGGACCAAGUUCAGGGCCAUGGCUCGGCUGCACAAGAAAACUGACGAGAGUCUGCAGAAAUACCUGUGCGCCUUUACCGCCAUGUGCAGACGGGUGUGUCGGCUACCACCCAAAGAGGGAGACGCCACGGUGGACCCGUCUCUGAACAUCCAGCCCAUCACAGAGGAGCGAGCGUCUCGUACCCUCUACAGAGUGGAGUUGCUGCGGCAGGUGCGGGAGCAAGUCCUCCGCCACCAGUUACUGUUCGAGCGUCUGUCUCUGUGCCAGAUGAGCUCUGACCUGCCUGUGUGGUGGGAGGCCGGCGCUCAUGAUCGCGACUUGCUGAUUGGUGCCGCAAAGCACGGCGUCAGUCGCACUGACUACCACAUCCUGAGAGACCCCGAGCUCAGCUUCAUGGCGGCUCAGCGCAACUACAGCCAUUCGAAAGCUGCGCAGCAGCAGCCGCGCACGUCCACCCCGCUUUUACUCCCCCAGCCACCGGGGGCCAGCUCAGCGCUGACCGGCUCCCCGCAGCCCCCACCCAUCCAGAGAGACGCAGAUCCCCCUGCGGUGGUUCUCAAAGCGGAACCAGCGUCAGAGGAGGAGGAGAGCAAAGACAAGCAGGGAGAGAGAUGGACCCCCCCCCAAGCACCCGCCACUCCCACAGGCCUAGAUGAGAAGCCUGUUUUAGAGGCCAAGGACAGCGAGAAGCAGAUGGUGGCAGCACGCACCAAGCCGCUCACGCCCAACUCCUCAGAGAGGAAACCCAAGAAAGCCAAGAGGAGCCGCCGGGAGGCCAGGCGUGGCUCCGAGUCCGACUCGGACGGCUCCUCCUCCAGUACUUCAUCACGCUCAUCUUCAUCAUCGUCGUCAUCCUCCUCCUCAUCACAUUCCGGGUCCAGCUCCUCUUCCUCCUCUUCGUCUUGCUCCUCUGGCUCCUCCUCAUCGUCCUCCUCCUCCUCGUCCUCCUCGGACAGUGAAAGCGAGGGAGAGGAGGCAAAGAAGAAAGUGCCUGCAGCAACAAGUGUAAAGGGCUUUGAUGAGGACAGUGUGACAUCUCUCAACACUACACAGGAUGAAGCGCAAGACACCCACAUGGCUGAGAAUGGCGUCUCCACAAACUCCUCUCACCCUUUUCAGGGAGGGGGGUACAUGCUGGCAGCAUCAUACUGGCCAAAGGAUCGUGUGAUUAUCAACCGCCUGGACAGCAUCUGUCAGGCGGUGCUGAAAGGCAAGUGGCCAGGCCCACGUCGGGUCUAUGAGCCCGGAAGUGCAGUGGCCUCCUUCUACACCACCAAGCUGCUGGACAACGCCAACAGCCUGUGCGAGGACCCCUCUGCCUCGCCACAGGGGUCAAAGGUGACCAAGCAUGUUGCAGAAAACAAGGAGUUCUCAGUAAAACUCAAUGAUCAGGAGGGAGGACUGAAGCUGACCUUUCAGAAACAGGGUCUACCUCUGAAACGGCCCCUGGACUCUGAGGAAGGCCCCCAGGCCCAGCAGCAGUACCUGGCCCGACUCCAUGAGCUGCAGAGUGCUUCAGACACAGGCCUGGCUGACAUCACAAAGCCUCAGAGCAGCCUCCAGAAUGCUCCUCCUGGGUUUGCUGGCCAGUUAAGGCUGAACGGAGCAUUGGACGGUCAGCCCAUGGUGAAGAAACGAAGAGGGAGGAGGAAGAAUGUAGAGGGGAUGGACCUGCUCUUCAUGAACAGAAAUCAAGUACCUGCUGUUCCCACUCAGGUGCCUCCAGGGUGGGGGGGCAUAGGGCAGGUGGGCAUGGCUGGAGUGGCUGUGCCGGGUGCCAGUCAGCUCCCCUCAGACACCGAGAGCAGAGUCCCUGUCAUCAACCUUAAGGAUGGCACCCGACUCGCGGGGGAUGACGCGCCCCAGAGGAAAGAUCUGGAACAAUGGCUGAAAGAGCACCCUGGCUUUGUGGCAGACACCGGAGCCUUCAUACCUGGCGUUAAUAAGAUGCAACUGCAGUUCCACUUUCAGGAUGGUCGGCCCAAACAGAAAAGACACCGCUGUAGGAACCCAAAUAAGAUCGAUGUCAACAGCCUUACAGGAGAGGAGAGGGUCCAGAUCAUCAACAGGAGAAAUGCACGCAAGAUUGGUGGUGCUUUUGCCCCCCCUCUGAAGGAUUUGUGCCGGUUCCUUCAAGAAAACCCAGAGUACGGAGUCCCACCAGAAUGGGCUGAUGUAGUUAAACAGUCGGGUUACCUUCCAGAGAGCAUGUUUGAUCGGAUCUUGACGGGGCCCAUCGUUCCAGAGGAGGUGAGCCGGCGAGGACGGCGACCGAAGAAUCCUCUGGCAAAGGCGGCGGCCACGGCAGCCGCGGCAGCAUCCAACCCGGCAGCCUCUGCCCUGGGUUUGAACCCUCUGCUGGCCAAUGGCCUCCUCUCAGGCAUGGACCUCACCAGUCUGCAGGCCUUCCAGCAAAAUCUCCAGAGCCUGCAGUCCCUACAGCUCACAGCAGGCCUGAUGGGGCUGCCGUCUGACGCCGGCAACCUGGCUGCCAGCAAUCUAGCUGCUAUGUUUCCCAUGAUGCUGUCCGGCAUGGCCGGACUGCCCAACCUGCUGGGCAUGAGCAGCUUGUUGGGGAAGUCGGCUCAGGAAGGUGCUGGAGGUUCUGAAGAGAAGACGAAGGGAUCGGGCAGCGGAGGAUCGGGAGCGCCAUCUGCCUCCCAAACCCCGUCUCACACCUCAGACACCAAAGGAGAAAGGACCGAGGGCUCGAACGCCACUCCUUCCUCUACUUCCAGCUCCGCUUCCUCUGCCACUGCUACACAAAGUGCUUCAUCAGCCUCUGGAGCCUCCAGUCACCCACUCUCUCUUAACCCCUUGUUACUCUCCAGUAUGCUUUACCCAGGGAUGCUUCUCACUCCAGGCCUUAACCUUCCAGUGUCUCCCACACAGCCACAGAGCUCAAACAGUGACCCCUCCACCCUUCGACCCGCCGCUGCUCCCCCUCGGCCUGCCGCCACCUCCCAGUCAUCGGCGCUGGAGACGGAGCAGCCACAGGCGGGGAAGGAUGAAGAGGAGGAUGAUGAGGCACUAGAAGAGGCUUUGGACGACGAGGAAGAGGAGGAGGAAUCUGCUGAACAAAAAGAAAACAGUGGUCCUGAAGGUUCAGCUAAAGCUGAAUCGCUUUCAUCAGAGUCUGGGAGCUCCUCUUCUUCCUCAGAAGAUUCAGACUCCAGUGAUGAAGACUGA